CCGGGAGGAGCCGACUUCCUCGGCCGAGGGGGGUGGGUGGGACCGGACCCGGCGGGACUGCCUUAAAUCCGACCACCGCGGAGGACUUCCGAGGAGCUUCUGCGAGCGCCUCGGGACCGCGCGGAACAACUUGGACUUUGUGCAACAAGGGCGAAGACGGAGCCGUAAACCUUCCCUGGAAUUUUGCAUCUUGGGAUAUUCACACCAGUCCGGGUUGCCGACCCACUCGGAACCAAACCAACGUUUGCUGGAGCGACACUAGGCCGAGAUGGAGCCCGCCGAUCCAAAUGAGAAGCCGCAAAAUGGCCACACCGACAUCCGGGGCCCUGUGGCGGGCGUCUACCUGGAGAAGUCCAAGCAGAAGAUCAGCAUAUACGAAGCCAUGAAGAAACGUCUGAUUCGACCCGGAACGGCGUUAGCCCUGCUGGAAGCGCAGGCUGCCACGGUGGGUGUGGUAGACCCCGUGAAAAACCGAAUCCUUCCGGUCGUGGAGGCCAUCAGGGAGGAACUCAUCGGACCCGAGUUGAGGGAAAAGCUUCUCUUCGCCGAGAAGGCCGUCACUGGUUACGUUGACCCAUACACCGACAAAACCAUCUCCGUGUUCCAAGCCAUGCAAAAAGAUUUGGUGCCCAGAGAUUACGGCUUGAGAUUACUUCAAGCGCAAAUUGCCACGCACGGCCUCUUCGACCCCGUUGGGAAGACGAACAUUUCAAUGGAGUCAGCCAUACAGAAAGGCUACUAUGAAAAAGACCUGCUGAAGGACCAGAUGUCAGAGUUGAAGGUUUUCUUCGAUCCGAGUACACAGCAGCACGUCAACUACCAGACGCUGAUGGAGAAAUGCAUCAAGGAACCCGGCACAGGCCUGCUUCUUCUUCCCGUCUUCAUCACCUUCAAGGGGCUGAGACGAGGCAUUUCCUCCGCAGAACUUUUGGAGUCCAAGAUUAUUGACAAAGAAAUAUUUGAAGAUCUACAGAAGGGGACGACCACAACCCAGCAGGUGAUGCUGAACGAGACGGUGAAGGAAUACCUUCAGGGCAAAGGCAGCAUCGCGGGCGUUGCGAUACUGUCAUCCAAUCAGAGACUGAGCAUCUAUGAAGCCAUGAAGAGCGGAAUACUGAUGCCUGGGACCGCGCUAGUUCUGCUGGAGGCGCAGGCCGCGACCGGAUUCAUGAUUGAUCCCGCAGAAAACAAAAAGUUCACAGUGGAAGAGGCUACGAAGAACAAGCUCAUUGGCCCGGAAUAUUACCACAAGCUGCGCUCGGCCGAACGAGCAGUGACCGGAUACCGAGACCCGUACACCGACAAAACAAUUUCCCUCUUUCAAGCGCUUUCAAAAGAUCUCAUCCUGAAGGAACACGGGAUCCGCCUACUGGAAGCUCAAAUUGCCACGGGUGGAAUCAUUGACCCCAUCCACAGCCAUCGACUCCCCACAGAGGUGGCCUUCAAAAGAGGCUACUUUGACCAAGAAAUGAAAGCCGUUCUUGAAGAUUCAGGAGACGACACGAAGGGAUUCUUCGACCCAAACACGCAGGAGAACCUGACGUACCUUCGGCUGAUUGAAAGGUGCGUCACCGAUCCAGCUACCGGACUCUGCCUCCUCCCGCUUCGAGACAAAUCCGAUGGUCUGAACUACACCUUCAUUGACUACCGAACAAAGAUGGCCUUCAAACAGAAGAAGGUGAAGGCGACGUGCGGCAAGUAUGCGGGGAUGACGGUAUCUCUGUGGGAGCUGCUGAUGUCGGAAUACUUGGAUGAAGAGCAGAGGAAAUCCAUCAUACGGAAGUACCGAGAGGGGAAGCUCACUAUCGAGACGAUUGUUACGACAGUUCUGGAAAUUAUCGAGACAUCCGUCAAAACCACCAAGGUCAUCUUUGAAGGCAUCAGAGAAACUGUCACAGCCAAACAGCUGGUUGAGGCUGACAUCAUCAGUGAGGAGGUCCUGGAUGAUCUCAAGAAAGGGAAGAAGUCUGUCAAGGAAGUGGUUGAGGAUCAAAACUUGCACGUGUACCUACAGGGAAAAGGCAGUAUUGCAGGUGUUCUUCUACCUGACUCCCAGAUCCUUACCAUCUACCAAGCAAGACAGAAAAGCAAACUGAUGCCGGGAACAGCUCUGAUUUUACUCGAGGCACAGGCGGCGACGGGAUUCAUCAUCGAUCCCAUCGGUAACAGAAAGUUUUCGGUAGACGACGCCAUCAAAGCCAAGGUCGUUGGGCCAGAUUUGUGCCUGAAGCUGCGCUCUGCAGAGAAAGCGGUGACAGGUUACAAAGACCCAUACUACGGGACCACAAUCUCUCUGUUCCAAGCCAUGCAAAAAGACCUCAUUCUGAAGGAUCACGGAAUUCGACUCUUGGAAGCGCAAAUUGCCACGGGCGGCAUCAUCGACCCGGUUAACAGCCAUCGCAUUCCUGUCCAAGUGGCCUACAAGCGGGGCUACUUCAAUGAGGAGAUGAACGAGAUCCUGAGCGACCCCAGUGAUGACACCAAGGGCUUUUUUGACCCUAACACUCACGAGAACCUUACUUACUUGCAGCUCAUGGCCAGAUGUGUCACUGACCCCAGUACGGGACUUUGCCUCCUUCCACUCAAAGGGAAAAGCCACAUCAUCAACAUCGAUGACGGCAUGAAGGAACUGUUCAGGACAACCGUUGUUUCUGUACGCUACGGCCGCUUCAAGGCCAAGCGCAGCACUCUUUGGGACCUCAUCAAUUCGGAGUAUCUGUCGGAGAAAAAACGCCAGGAGUUCUUCAAACUCUUCAAGUCCAGGAGACUCACAAUUGAGGAGAUCAUCGAGUCCAUUUUAGUCAUCGUUGAGAGCAAAGAGAUCAAACAGCAAGCGGAACUGAGCUUCCGAGGCCUCAGAGGGGACCUGUCCGUUGUGGAUCUUCUGGAGCUGGAAAUAGUGGAUGAAAAGACAUACAACAGCCUGAUUGACGGAACAUUAAGGACCACCGACGUGUCGCAGAUGGACAGCGUGAGAGGCUACCUCCAAGGGAAAAGCUGCGUUGCCGGGGUGAUACUACAGCCUUCCAAUCAGAAGCUGAGCAUCUACCAAGCACAGAAAUCUGGCAUCCUGACACCCGGGACGGCUCUUUGCCUCCUGGAAGCGCAGGCGGCCACGGGCUUCGUGGUCGAUCCGUUGGCAAACAAAAAACUCACCGUGGAACAAGCACUUCGGGCGACGUUGAUCGGGCCUCAGACGUAUGAAAAGCUUCUGUCCGCAGAGAGAGCUGUCACCGGUUACGCCGAUCCGUACACGGGCCAGAAGAUUUCUCUUUUCCAAGCCUUGAAAAAGGACCUCGUCGUGAGGGAGCACGCUAUUCGUUUACUUGAAGCCCAAGUUGCGACGGGUGGCAUCAUCGACCCCGUCAAAUGCCUUCACUUACCUCUCGAUGUCGCCUGCAGGAAGGGAUAUUUUGACAAAGAAUGGAAUCAAAUCCUGCUGGACACGAAAGGGUUCUUUGACCCGACCACCAAGGGGAAUCUGACGUACAUGGAAAUGUUGGGCAGGUGCGUUAAAGACAAAGAAACGGGACUCUUCCUUUUACCGAUGACCGGCACACCAAAAGCCUCACAAGCAAACGUGAGCCUGUACACUGACAGUGAGAUAAAACAAGCGUUUGAAGAGGCAAACGUCAGCGUAUCGGUGGGACGCUACGCUGGGAAAUCCAUUUCUCUGUGGGACUUGAUCCAUUCCGGCUACUUCACCGAAGAGCAGCGUCUUGAACUGAUUGAAAAAUUUAGAACGGGAAAGGUCACCACUCACAUUAUCAUCACCAUAGUCAUGUCUACAAUUGAAAAACUGGACAGGAGCGAAGCUCCCAAAAUGAUCACGGGCCUGAGGAAGCUCGUCUCUGCCAGACAAUUGCUGGUCUCUGGCAUCAUCGACAGUGAGACCUUCAAACAGGUGCAGGAAGACCGAGUCACCUUGGAGAACGUCAUUAAACGUGCGUGCGUGCAACAGUACCUGAACGGAAGAAGCAGCAUCGCCGGCGUGAAAGUGUAUCCGAUGCAGAAAGUUCUGAGCAUCUACGAGGCAAAAUCGGAAGGUAUGUUGACGGACGGCGUUGCGCUUUUACUCCUCGAAGCGCAAGCCGCGACAGGAUGGAUCGUCGAUCCGCUCCAAAACAAGUUCUACACCGUCGACGAGGCCGCAAAGGACAAAGUCAUCGGGACGGAUGUGCGUGAGCAGCUUCUGCUGGCAGAGCGAGCCAUCACUGGGUAUAAGAACCCCUACACAGACUCGACGAUAUCACUGUUUGAGGCUAUGAACGAGGAGCUGAUUCCAAGAAGUGACGCCGUUCGUCUACUUCAAGCACAAAUAGCGACGGGCGGAAUCGUGGACCCCAACGAGAGUCACAGGCUACCUGUGAAUGUUGCAGUCAAAAGGGGACUACUUGACGAGCAACUCAGAAUCCUUCUGCUGAACCCCCCUGAAAAUUUGAAGGGAUACUUUGACCCAAACACGAAAGAAAAACUCUCCUACGCCGAGCUGAUGGAGAGAUGCGAAACAGAUCCUGCCACGGGACUGCUUCUCAUCCCACUCCACGAGGAGAAAUCAGACAUUUUUCACACAAAUGAACAAAUAGAGCUCGAGUUUAAAAACAAAACAAUUGUCAUGAGUGUGGGCAAAUUCAAGAGCAAGGAUGCGACCUUGUGGGAAGUGUUGCUGUCUGAAUACAUAUCCCAGCAGAAAAGGGAGCAGCUCAUACAACAAUACAAGACCGGCGCCAUAACGGUUGAAGAGUUAAUUGAAAUACUAACGGUCAUCAUCACGGAGGUAUCGUCCAAAGAGAGAAAGUUCAAAGGACUGAGGAAGCAGGUCUCGGCAAGUCAGUUGUUUGAGUCCAAGAUCAUCUCGAAGGAGCUUUUCACGCAAAUUAUACAAGGGGAAGUGACUGUAGACUCUGUGAACAAAAUGGAAUCCAUACAAAGGUAUCUUGGGGCGACAAACUGCAUAGCCGGUGUCAGAGUUGAGUCUACAAAGAAGGUUAUGAGCAUCUAUGAAGCAAAGUCCAGAGGUCUCCUAACUCCUGGGACGUCUCUUGUUCUCCUCGAAGCCCAAGCUGCCACUGGCUUUGUGAUUGACCCCGUCAACAACAAAAAACUUUCAGUAGAAGAUGCUGUGGCUCAGAGAGUGGUUGGCAGUGAGUGGAAAAAGAAGCUGCUCUCAGCAGAACGAGCUGUCACGGGAUACAUAGACCCCUACACUGGCGAGACCAUUUCCUUAUUCCAGGCCUUGAUAAAGGAUCUCAUUGUCAAAGAGCACGGAAUACGUCUUCUUGAGGCUCAAAUCGCCACAGGAGGCAUCAUUGACCCGGUGUACAGUCACAGGGUGCCUGUGCAGGUGGCUUACCAAAGAGGCUACUUCGAUGAAGAAAUGAACCAGAUUCUGUCGGACCCAGAUGACGACACCAAGGGCUUUUUUGACCCCAACACACAAGAAAACCUCACCUAUCUCCAACUUAUAGAGAGGUGUGUUACUGACCCAAACACGGGCCUCAACUUACUAUCCAUUGUGAAGAAAGGGGAGUUCUAUUUCUAUGUUGACGAGGCCACGAAAUCCUUCCUGAAAUCAAAGACAACAACGAAAGCAGGUGGGAAGUACCACGGAACAACGGUGUCACUGUGGGAUCUGCUCUACUCUCGAUAUGUCACGGAGGAGAAGAGGAGAGAGCUCGUGCAACAGUACAAAUCUGGCGCUAUCUCGAUUGAACGCUUCUUGGAGAUCAUCUUGAUGAUCAUUCAGCAGCAGACCACCGGCACAACCUCAUCAUCGACCGAAAGCUUCCACGGCAUUCGGAAGGAUGUCAGCGCAACAGAGUUGCUUGAAUCCAAAAUCAUCAAUGAAGACCUCUACGAAGAUCUCAACGCAGGAACAAUCACAGUAAAGGAAGUGAGUGAAAUGGACUCAGUCCGCAGGUACCUGGAAGGGACCAACUGCAUCGCAGGUGUGUACUUGCAGUCAACAAAAGAGACCUUGAGCAUUUACGAAGCAAAGUCCAGAGGCCUGCUGACUCCUGGGACGUCUCUUGUUCUCCUCGAGGCCCAAGCUGCCACUGGCUUUGUCAUCGACCCAGUCAACAACGAGAAACUUUCCGUCAAAGAAGCUGUGGCUCAGAAAGUGGUUGGCAGCGAGUGGCAGAACAAGCUGCUCUCGGCGGAACGAGCUGUCACAGGAUACAAAGACCCUUACACCGAAACAACAAUAUCGCUGUUCCAGGCCCUGAAAAAAGACCUGAUCGUCAAAGAGCAUGGAAUUCGUCUUCUUGAGGCUCAAAUCGCCACAGGAGGCAUCAUCGACCCUGUGCACAGUCACAGAGUGCCUGUCCAGGUGGCUUACCAAAGGGGCUACUUCGAUGAAGAAAUGAACCAGAUUCUGUCGGACCCAGAUGACGACACCAAGGGCUUUUUUGAUCCCAACACACAAGAGAACCUCACCUAUCUCCAACUGGUUGAGAGGUGUAUCACAGAUCCCAUGACUGGACUUAGUUUGUUAGUCAUUGUGAAGAAAGGGGAGUUCUAUUUCUAUGUUGAUGAGGCCACAAAACUCACCCUGAAAUCAAAGACAACAACGAAAGCAGGUGGGAAGUACCACGGAACAACGGUGUCACUGUGGGAUCUGCUCUACUCUCGAUAUGUCACGGAGGAGAAGAGGAGAGAGCUUGUGCAACAGUACAAAUCUGGCGCUAUCUCGAUUGAACGCUUCUUGGAGAUCAUCUUGAUGAUCAUUCAGCAGCAGACCACCGGCACAACCUCAUCAUCGGUCACCACGUGUCAAAUACCAGAAACAAAGGUUGACAGCACCACCACAACGACCACCAUCACCACCACAGUCACAGAGACCGAAAGCUUCCACGGUAUUCGGAAGGAUGUCAGCGCAACAGAGUUGCUUGAAUCCAAAAUCAUCAAUGAAGACCUCUACGAGGAUCUCAACGCAGGAACAAUCACAGUAAAGGAAGUGAGUGAAAUGGACUCAGUCCGCAGGUACCUGGAAGGGACCAACUGCAUCGCAGGUGUGUACUUGCAGUCAACAAAAGAGACCUUGAGCAUUUAUGAAGCAAAGUCCAGAGGCCUGCUGACUCCUGGGACGUCUCUUGUUCUCCUCGAGGCCCAAGCUGCCACUGGCUUUGUCAUCGACCCAGUCAACAACGAGAAACUUUCCGUCAAAGAAGCUGUGGCUCAGAAAGUGGUUGGCAGCGAGUGGCAGAACAAGCUGCUGUCGGCGGAACGAGCUGUCACAGGAUACAAAGACCCUUACACCGAAACAACAAUAUCGCUGUUCCAGGCCCUGAAAAAAGACCUGAUCGUCAAAGAGCAUGGAAUUCGUCUUCUUGAGGCUCAAAUCGCCACAGGAGGCAUCAUCGACCCUGUGCACAGUCACAGGGUGCCUGUGCAGGUGGCUUACCAAAGAGGCUACUUUGAUGAAGAAAUGAACCAGAUUCUGUCGGACCCAGAUGAUGACACGAAGGGCUUUUUUGAUCCCAACACACAAGAGAACCUCACCUAUCUCCAACUGGUUGAGAGGUGUAUCACAGAUCCCAUGACUGGACUUAGUUUGUUAGUCAUUGUGAAGAAAGGGGAGUUCUAUUUCUAUGUUGAUGAGGCCACAAAACUCACCCUGAAAUCAAAGACAACAACGAAAGCAGGUGGGAAGUACCACGGAACAACGGUGUCACUGUGGGAUCUGCUCUACUCUCGAUAUGUCACGGAGGAGAAGAGGAGAGAGCUCGUGCAACAGUACAAAUCUGGCGCUAUCUCGAUUGAACGCUUCUUGGAGAUCAUCUUGAUGAUCAUUCAGCAGCAGACCACCGGCACAACCUCAUCAUCGGUCACCACGUGUCAAAUACCAGAAACAAAGGUUGACAGCACCACCACAACGACCACCAUCACCACCACAGUCACAGAGACCGAAAGCUUCCACGGCAUUCGGAAGGAUGUCAGCGCAACAGAGUUGCUUGAAUCCAAAAUCAUCAAUGAAGACCUCUACGAAGAUCUCAACGCAGGAAUAAUCACAGUAAAGGAAGUGAGUGAAAUGGACUCAGUCCGCAGGUACCUGGAAGGGACCAACUGCAUCGCAGGUGUGUACUUGCAGUCAACAAAAGAGACCUUGAGCAUUUAUGAAGCAAAGUCCAGAGGCCUGCUGACUCCUGGGACGUCUCUUGUUCUCCUCGAGGCCCAAGCUGCCACGGGCUUUGUCAUCGACCCAGUCAACAACGAGAAACUUUCCGUCAAAGAAGCUGUGGCUCAGAAAGUGGUUGGCAGCGAGUGGCAGAACAAGCUGCUCUCGGCGGAACGAGCUGUCACAGGAUACAAAGACCCUUACACCGAAACAACAAUAUCGCUGUUCCAGGCCCUGAAAAAAGACCUGAUCGUCAAAGAGCAUGGAAUUCGUCUUCUUGAGGCUCAAAUCGCCACAGGAGGCAUCAUCGACCCUGUGCACAGUCACAGAGUGCCUGUGCAGGUGGCUUACCAAAGGGGCUACUUCGAUGAAGAAAUGAACCAGAUUCUGUCGGACCCAGAUGACGACACCAAGGGCUUUUUUGAUCCCAACACACGAGAGAACCUCACCUAUCUCCAACUGCUUGAGAGGUGCGUCGCAGAUCCCACCACCGGACUAAGUUUACUCCCCUUGGUCAAAAAGUGAAGAAUAUUUUGAUGUUUUUCUUUCUUUGUAAAGUGUUUACCAUCGUUAGUAGAUUUUUUUUUAACCCGAGUGCGUUCUACUUCAGUCUUUGGUCUUACUGAUAUUUGAGGAAAUUGUCUUUGAAAUUGACUUCAUGCAUUUUAAAACAUUUUUUUUGAUAUAGCAUAGAUUUAUAUCAUCUAUUUUUCCUGUAAUGUUAAAAAUAACCCAAGGGUGUGAACACUAAAGCUAAUUUUUGAGUCAUAAUUUUGAACUGGAAUUCUGAACGACUUUCUUCAGCUGUACUGAUUAACUCCAGUAAAAGUCUCUGCUCAAAGGU
Messenger RNA from Syngnathoides biaculeatus (alligator pipefish), 8963 nucleotides. It is a transcript of the gene eppk1, whose product is annotated as epiplakin 1. The record is from RefSeq and is a predicted model, not a curated record. NCBI's taxonomy places the organism in Eukaryota, Metazoa, Chordata, Actinopteri, Syngnathiformes, Syngnathidae. Gene Ontology annotation, cellular component: cytoskeleton; membrane; cell junction. Gene Ontology annotation, molecular function: keratin filament binding; structural molecule activity. Bases 269 to 8644 code for a protein of 2791 amino acids. The transcript is spliced from 4 exons. Gene Ontology annotation, biological process: wound healing; intermediate filament bundle assembly.